Thlaspi arvense is the source of this 1519-nucleotide messenger RNA. The record is from the annotation of a GenBank genome assembly. NCBI's taxonomy places the organism in Eukaryota, Viridiplantae, Streptophyta, Magnoliopsida, Brassicales, Brassicaceae.
AUGUUUUCGUUUCAUUUCAGGAUGUUGAGAAAAUUGUCGGUGAUUCAGCUGUUUUCACCGCAGCGUCUCGAAGCCAGUAAAGCUCUGCGGAUGAAGAAGGUACAGGAGCUUGUGAGCUUCAUGAAUGAAAGCAGCGAAAGAGAAGAAGCUGUUGAUAUAUCUCGUGCAUCUUUCACCACGGUUCUUAAUAUCAUAUCGAACAUUCUGUUUUCCGUCGAUCUCGGUAGCUACGACUCGAAAAAAUCCAAUAUAUUUCAGGACACGGUAGUUAGUGCCAUGGAAGCUGCCGGGAAACCAGACGCUGCUAAUUACUUUCCGUUUCUAGGGUUUCUUGAUUUGCAAGGUAAUAGAAAGGCUAUGAAGGGUUGCACAGAGAGGUUGUUUAGGGUUUUCCGUGAGAUCAUCGAUGCUAAAAAAGCGGAAAAAUCACUGCAGAAUCACUUUAAAGAUGAUUCGAAUAGCGAUUUCUUGGAUGCGCUUCUCGUCCUAGCCGAAGGAGAUGCAGCAGAGCUUGACAAUAACGAUAUUGAACACCUUCUCUUGGAUAUGUUCACGGCAGGCACGGAUACAAGCUCCAGUACCCUAGAGUGGGCAAUGGCAGAGUUACUUAGUAGCCCUAAAACGAUGGCGAAAGCUCAGACGGAGAUCGAUCGUGUGAUAGGCCAAAACGGCACCGUUCAAGAGUCUGAUAUCUCAGAACUUCCUUAUUUACAAGCGGUUGUGAAAGAAACAUUCCGGUUACACCCGGCUGCUCCGCUUCUCGUCCCGCGAAACGCUGAAUCUGACGCGGAGGUUCUUGGAUUCCUUGUGCCUAAAGAUACUCAGGUUUUGGUGAACGUGUGGGCUAUAGGACGAGACCCGAGCGUGUGGGAGAAUCCGACCAGGUUCGAGCCAGAGAGGUUUCUAGGGAAAGAGACUGAUGUGAAAGGUAGAGACUAUGAGUUAACGCCGUUCGGGGGCGGACGGAGAAUUUGUCCGGGACUGCCUUUAGCUGUGAAGACGGUCUCUCUCAUGCUUGCUUCUCUUCUUUAUUCCUUUGACUGGAAGCUUCCAGGCGUCGUUUCUGAGGACUUGGACAUGGACGAGACCUUUGGUAUCACGUUACACAAGACCAACACGUUAUAUGCCGUUCCCGUCAGAAAACGCGCCAUUAAUUAACCACUGCGAACAAAAUAUUCAGUUUGUUUCGAUCAAACCAUAAGUUUAUAAAGAAGAUCAUCACAAAGGUAUUGUUCUCCGCUGUUUUAAAUUUGAGGGUUUCACAAAAUGUAUUGUUCUUAAAUUUGAAGGUUUUUUCUCAUAACUCAUAAGAUGGGUUAUAAUCCUACUGCUUAAAAUUAAACAAAAGUCAUCUCAAACACUCUGUUCUUAGUUGUAAGAUUUCUUAUCAUGAGGUGUGUAUGGGCUUGAAGAAGUCAAGUUAUCCAAAUUUAUAUUGGGCAUGAGUUAUAUCUGUAGCUCAAUUUAAAGCCCAUAAGAAUGUUUAAAACCAAUUAAUGGUUAUUUAUAGUUUUUUUUA